UCUAACGCCAGCAAUAAGGAAGCGUGACAGAGACAGGGAAACGUCAAAUUUGUUUUCGUCUCUCCCUGAGUCCAGCGCCCUGGGUUUUUCUAGUAAUUAACGUGUUGUCACACAUCAGAAAUCAUGGCAGGAAAGAUCCAGCAGCUCAGCGAGUCUGUGGUGAUCCGCAGCCUUAGGCGGUUCAGAGACAGGUAUUUCCCUAACAGUGGUAAAGUUGUCACAGAUGGCAUGACGCCAGUUGUAGACACGGGAAAGGAAGAGCCACAGCCGGGAUUUCUGGACACCUUACCGGUGGAUCUACAGUUCCUGAUCAUGACCCUUCUGUCUCCUGCGGAUAUCUGCCACCUGGGAGCCACCAGUCGAUACUGGAGGGCCAUGGUCAGAGAUCCAUUACUGUGGAGAUAUUUCCUGCUCAGGGACAUGCCAUACUGGCCAUCUAUUGAUCAUGUGACCAUGCCCCAACUGGAGUUGUUGGAUGCACCACUAAUCAACGAGGAUGAGAGCCUGGAUGAUAGAAAAGAGGGGGAAGACAGAGGGAUGGAAUCGAAGUUUGACUACAUGUCAGAAUACCUGAAAGGCUGCCCAUCCUGCAGACAACAGUGGCUUCCAUCACGGCCGGCAUAUGAGGUCGUAACCUCAUUUCUUCAGUCUCUGGUGCCCUCGUCUGAACCACGUUAUGCCAUGUUUGGACCUGGCAUGGAGCACCUGGAUGUCUCUUUAGUCACAAGGCUCAUGCAUGCACCAGAUGUGCUUCCUGUGUCGGGCAUUCCACACAGACAGAUAAAUGGUAUCGGCUCUGGGAUCAGUUACGUGUUCAACAACCAACACAAAUUUAAUAUCCUGACUCUGUACUCAACCAAUAGGGCAGAGAGGGAAAGAGCCAGAGUGGAGCAGCAGAACAUCAAUAAUAAACUUUUUACCUUUGAGGGAGCAGAUGACUCAGGCGACCCAAUCUACAGCCCUGCCCCUCAGGUCCAGCAAGUGUGCCAGGUGGUGGAUGGUUUCAUCUAUGUAGCCAAUGCAGAGCCUGGGAGAGGUGGAGAGAGGUCAGAGGUGGCUCAGAUACGGGCUGUGCUGAGUUCUGCUGGGGGUUCCACAUCCAGGCCUCUGCUGGUACUCUCCUGUGUCUCCAGAGAAGAACCAGAAGCAAUUAGGACCACUGGCCAGCAUUAUAGCACAUCCAGAAACAUGGCCAGGCAUCGAAUUCCCUGUGUUGACAUGGCAAAGAGACUCGGGCUGCCGCAACUGGCUAACCCCUGGAUGGUGCAGGAUACAGUGGCAGAAUCCCUGUCAGGUCUUCUGGAUGGCAUUUCCUGGUUGCUGAGAUGUUCUGGAGUCAAACUCUAUGGUAGCUAGUUCCCUUACUCCUACUGCUGCCAGACGAAUUAAAACCACAGACCUCUAUGCUGCGUCAUCCCAACACCAAGACACACUACGGCAUUUCCUGAGUAAUGUGUACCACAUGUGCACUGAGUGUCUCAGGACUGGAGCACUGCCUGUGAAAUUUAAUGAACUGGAUGAGCAGCACAAGAGAUGGGUUGCUGACUAUUACUCAUCUGGGAGACCUGACAGAGACCCUGUUCUUAAAGUUAUAUAAACAUCUGGCAGGUUCACAGUAAACCCAGAAACUGGUUUUGUUGAAAACUAUGUUCUGUGGAGCAGGACAGCUAAUACUUUGUUUGACGUUACAUUUACAUUAGUUGUUGUGGAUGUAAGACAAUGUUCAAUGUGGACAAACAGGACCACACAGAUAAACAGGUUUAUGUGUAGAACUAGAAAAUUAAAAUGAAAAAAGAGCUAAAAUCUACACAUGUAAGAACUUCCUCUUACAAUUAUUGGUGAGCUGCUCACCAAUUAGGUGACCCACUGUUCAAUUUGAAAUGGGACAAGAGAAACUACAUUUUUUGACAAUACAUUUUUCAAUGUUUUAUUAAUGGUCAGUAAAUGAAAAAAAAAAAAAAAGACUUAAAGCCGUGUGGAAUGUUUUUUUUUUUUUUUUGGCCAAAAACAUUGGCUGUUCCUUUUACUCCUGACUUCAUUUGUUUAUAGCUAGGAGUGUGUGCCAACAACCUUUCUGCAAAAAGUCAGCUUAUAUAACUUUCAGACACAUCCAAAAGCUUUCCGAUCAAUGAUUUGCACUCACACACUACAAAGAUGUGACUUUUGAAGCUAAACUAUGAUAUAAGCAGUGGAAAUUAUUUACUGGAUUUUAAAUACUUUAUGGUUAUGCAAUUAGGAAAUGAUGUGUUUUUAUAAAUCAUUAAUAUUUGGUGAUUUUAAAUGUUUAUUUGUUGCACAAUUACAUUGUUCUACAACAAUUUCAUACUCUUAUGGUGGGUCACUUUUUUUAGACUCCAACAGUGCUAAUAACUCAUUUUUAAAUAUCCAUAUAACCAGUAAAUAACCAGUAAAUCGCUGUUAAGUAAAGUCUAUUCUAUGUACUGUACACAAGUCCCGUUUUCUGUUUUUUCUUUUCCUCAUCCCUUUUUCCUUUCACAUGCAUAUAUUCACAAGCUAAAAACCUGUGAGCAAUAGAAGGUAUUUACUUUCAACUCACUUAACUAAUGUGCUGCACUCUUGCCCUGUGGUUCCUUUCGUCUGAUGUCAACACUGGCAUGUAAAGUUGAAUUCACAUUUGAAUGUCAGCAAGCAUGCAAGAAUAUCCUGUUCUGGCCACUAGGGAGCGCUACUAGUAACUUUAUGAUUCAGUGCUUGGUUACUGAAACCUCUACCUUUCUGCCUUUCCGAUUUUUUGUUUUUUAAAGAAGUUUAAAGUAGCUUAGUAACAUGUUUGCCAAAUAGGAAAAUCCUGGCAAGCUAUAUUAAAUCAUAUGUUUUUUUU
Molecule: messenger RNA, 2842 nt
Organism: Toxotes jaculatrix (banded archerfish)
Lineage: Eukaryota; Metazoa; Chordata; Actinopteri; Toxotidae
Gene: fbxo4
Product: F-box protein 4
Exons: 7
Coding region: 124-1356 (410 amino acids)
Biological process (GO): protein polyubiquitination; SCF-dependent proteasomal ubiquitin-dependent protein catabolic process
Cellular component (GO): SCF ubiquitin ligase complex
Molecular function (GO): protein binding
Source: RefSeq, a predicted model, not a curated record